AUGACGAUAGCAUUAAAUCAAGGUUUGCUUGACAGCAUACAGGGUAUAUCAUUCAGAGAGAAAUAUUCUCUUGAUUUUCUUGAUCUUCAUGACUUUGACAAAUGCUUCCGCUUUAUCAGGAAUCUCUUUGUGCUCUAUGUUAGCGGUCUACCAACAGAAGACAAUUUAAUUCAAGAGCAGUUCAUUGAUUUGGUCAAUGAUGGAGGUGCAAAAUGUUUUUUCCGUGAAAUGUGUUGUUCUGACUUUUGGAUUGAAAUGGCACAGACAUAUCCUGAUGUCGCAAAGAUGGCUCUUAAAGUAUUGAUGCCAUUUCUAACCACAUAUGAGUGUGAGACCGCGUUUUCCACUUUCCUUGCCAUCAAAACGAAGUCACGAAAUCAACUGAAUGUCACUAGAAAUGAGAGUUGCCCUCUCCAAAACAGAGUCGAACAUAAUACAGCUGGUUACUUUGCUGUAAAUAAAAUGACAGAUGGUCUGUUUUUGUGA
Octopus bimaculoides (California two-spot octopus) is the source of this 486-nucleotide messenger RNA. Its product is annotated as zinc finger BED domain-containing protein 5-like. NCBI's taxonomy places the organism in Eukaryota, Metazoa, Mollusca, Cephalopoda, Octopoda, Octopodidae. The record is from RefSeq and is a predicted model, not a curated record.